Molecule: messenger RNA, 3265 nt
Organism: Drosophila pseudoobscura
Lineage: Eukaryota; Metazoa; Arthropoda; Insecta; Diptera; Drosophilidae
Product: collagen alpha-1(III) chain
Exons: 1
Coding region: 126-3188 (1020 amino acids)
Source: RefSeq, a predicted model, not a curated record
UUUCGUUUUCCCCAGUUGUCAGAAGGUGCUGAAACUCACAGAAAAAAGGAACAAAAAUACAGCUCGAUGCGAUAUCGAGCGCAUAAAAAUUGUACGUAUUUGAAUAUUUGGUUUAAAGGAUCGAGAUGAGCACGGCCGAAGAGCGGUGGAAACGACUAGCACAGGAACGAAGGAGCAGAGGUGGCCAGGGAUUCGGAGAUGAGGGCUCGUGGACUCCCCCCAGGCCCUACGAGGUGAUGCGGCAACAGAACUGUAAGACUGCAAGCUUCCGUCCGGGUGAGACGUACCCGAGCAUCCGCACGCCCGUGUCGAGGUGCAGCCGGGAGCAGACCAUCAACUGGCUGGCGGACUCGAUCGAGUCGGAUGGAUGUGGGCGACCCUACGGCAUGUCCAACGAUGACAUUUUGCAGAUGUGGCAGCAGAGCCCCCACAAGAACACCUUGGGGUACUACGGCGUGGGGUCGCAGGUGCCGAAGCCGGAGGCAGUGAUAUUCAAUCGGCAGAUCACGAAGAGCCUCCAGAGGGCCAACGGUCUCAAGCAGCGUAGAAAGCAAUUACAACUUCAGGGACCGAGGACUCUACCAACCAUCGACGGGAAGAAGGUUGCGGAAUCGGCCUAUAAGCCAUACGUCCUCAAUCGCGAGGCCAUCAAAGCGGCCAUCCAGAAGAUGCCGACCGUCAAGAAAAACCUGUCGCCCAGUCAGGCCUUGACGACGGUGUACUGCAACAAGUCCGAUCCCGUGGAUCCCUUUGGCGUCACCAAAGAGAAACAGCAGCAGCAGCAGCCCGAACUGAAAAUGGAGCAUGCUCCGCUGAAGAAGACGUACGGCCAUCGGCCUCCUUAUCGGUACUGCGGCUGGCGGUGCGAUGAGCCGAAGAACAAGUGCACGGACUACGAGUGGAAGAAGUACAAGGAGGAUCCGCGACCCUGCGAGGAAGACCUCAAGCGGGAGCAGAAGGUGGCACAGGAGCAGACCCAGGUGCCCGAACCGCGGAACUACGAGGAGCUGUACUUACGCCUGGUCAAAUGCUUCGAAGCUCUUAAGGUGGAGUGUCCCAUGUGCAAGGCCUACGCGCAGUGCUGUAACCCGAGGGGACUCGAGGGCGAUGCUCCUGGUGUCCCAGAUAUGGAUCUAGGAUAUGGCGACGGCGGAGGCAUACAUCCCGGAGACAAAUUCAGGCCAGGAGACAAACCCGGAGGGGGAAGCAAGCCGGGAUAUGAUGAGAAGCAUUUCGGAGAUGGCGAAAAACCGGAAGAUGGAGGAAAACCCGGUUAUGGUGAUAGGCCCGGAGGAAAGCCAGGAGUUGGUGACCAGUCCGGAGGAAAGCGAGGAGAUGUAGACAAGCCCGGAGGAAGGCCAGGAGAUGUGGAUAGGCCCGGAGGAAUGCCAGGAUAUGGUGACAGGCCCGGAGGAAUGCCAGGAUAUGGUGACAGGCCCGGAGGAAAGCCAGGAGAGGGUGACAAGCUCGGAGGAAAGCCAGGAGAUGGUGACAAGUACGGAGGGAAGCCAGGAGAUGGUGACAAGUACGGAGGAAAGACAGGAGACGGGGACAAGACCGGUGGAAAGCCAGGAUAUGGUGACAAGCCAGGAGGAGGUGACCAGCCCGGAGGAAAGCCAGGAGAUGGCAACAGGCCCGAAGGAAAGCCAGGAGUUGGUGACAAGCCCGGAGGAAAGCCAGGAGAUGGUGACAAGCCCGGAGGAAAGCCAGGAGAUGGCGACAAGCCCGGAGGAAAGCCAGGAGGUGGUGACAAGCCCGGAGGAAAGCCAGGAGACGGUGACAAGCCUGGAGGAAUGCCAGCAGAUGGCGACAAGUCCGGAGGAAAGCCAGGAGAUGGUGACAAGUCCGGAGGAAAGCCAGGAGGUGGUGACAAGCCCGGCGGAAAGCCAGGAGUUGGAGACAAGCCCGGUGGAAAGCCAGGAGAUGGUGACAAGCCCGGCGGAAAGCCAGGAGUUGGAGACAAGCCCGGUGGAAAGCCAGGAGAUGGAGACAAACCCGGCGGAAAGCCAGGAGUUGGAGACAAGCCCGGUGGAAAGCCAGGAGGUGGUGACAAGCCCGGAGGGAAGCCAGGAGAUGGAGACAAACCCGGCGGAAAGCCAGGAGGUGGUGACAAGCCCGGAGGAAAGCCAGGAGGUGGUGACAAGCCCGGAGGGAAGCCAGGAGGUUUGGACAAGCCCGGAGGAAAGCCAGGAGGAGGUGGCAAACCAUGGGACAGGCCGGCCGUUGGGGAAGAAGCGCCCGACGAUAAAGGGCAGGCGGGAGAGAAGCCAGGAUCUCUUCACGAGGACGAGAAAAAUGAGGGGGAAAAAGGCAAGCUGAAGCACAAGCCAUCGGAGAGCAAAUUGAAGACAAAGCAACCUGAUGAUCCGGAUGCGCCGGAUAAAGCAGGGGAAAAAGAAAAAGAUAAAGGUAAAUCCAAGCGACCAAAGCCCUCUAAACCAGAUUGCGACCCAAACGAUCCAUUGUGCCAGCCCGAGUGUGACCCAGACGAUCCAUUCUGUGACACUUACAGCCAAGAUACACCCAAGCAAUCGAUCAAUAAACGAAAGGGAUCAAAGACAAGUCGGCCGUCUGAACCAGAGUGUGAUCCAAACGAUCCAUUGUGUAGCGUGAAAAAACAUUCUGGGGAUAGCUUGACACAACCACCCGGAGCACCACCCAUCGGGCCAAUUUCACAACCCACACAGGGCCCAGAGAUCCCCAAGCAAGGGAUCAAGGAUCAAGGACCGCCCGGUGGUGAUGGGAAAACUGGUAAAGGUAAAGGCCCCAAGGGUGGUCCAUCGACGGAGGAGGUCAAGCCGGAAAAGGAAAAUAUUCAAUCGUGUCCCUGCCCCAUUUGCGAAUUCUUGCGGCGCCACAACGAACCCGACUCGCCGAUGAUCCGCGAGAUGAAGCGCCAGGAUAAGUUGCGCCAGCAGCGCGAAUACUACAAGCAGAUGUGCCACCGGCAGUACUUGGAGUGUCGCGAGCCCGAGUACCGGGCCCCACAGCACCGUUGCGAUCCCAUCGAAUGCGACAACACCUUCUGCAGCAACCCAAAGCUCGGGGAUUACUGUGAGUGCUUAAAGGCCAUGCAGGACCUGCAGCAGAUGCUUGGCAAGAAUCACAAGAUCGUUGGCAACCAGCUGCUGUUCGACCUGGAGGACCUGAGAACUCGCCUUUGCAAGCAGAUGUGUGACUGUCUCUAGAGAAUCGUCCUUCAAAAUAUAUAAUUUUCGGAAUAGGAAUCUGUAUUUGGAAAACAAUUCGAGCAUUAAAAAAAAAA